Molecule: messenger RNA, 1713 nt
Organism: Penicillium coprophilum
Lineage: Eukaryota; Fungi; Ascomycota; Eurotiomycetes; Eurotiales; Aspergillaceae
Exons: 4
Coding region: 1-1713 (570 amino acids)
Source: RefSeq, a predicted model, not a curated record
AUGUCCGACUUAUGGUCUUCUAUAGUUUUUGCCAUUGACCCUAAGAGAACAGAAGCCAUGCCUGCCGUCUUACAAUCAACCAUUAAUCUUCUAGAAAGUGAGCUGGUCAAAGCCCGCGCCGCCCUCCGGGAUAUCCAACCCAAUGCCUCACCCUUUGGAUUCCGGGGGGAUGAAAUCGCUGUAGGGGCCAUGACAGCCUACAGACGAGACCUCAUCGGUCGCGCUCCCGAUUUUUAUGGAUCUCGCCGCUUGACGCUAAAGGAACUCGGCCUGGAGCCUGCCGUGCGCGAACUUCCUGAACGGGUAUCAAAGGUGCAAUCUAAAACACCUACGCCCCCUUCCCGAACGGGACUGGAGGAUGUCCUAAGCAAUAGCUUGAUCCUCGACCAGAUGGCACCAUACCUAUCAGUAUCCUCGUUGAUGACACUGAGCUCAACUUCACGCCGCCUACAUACCGUGAUCACCCAGACGCCAUAUGUAUUCCGGCAUCUUGAUUUGUCCCACUGUCGGGGUACAGAACUCUCUACAGCAACACAAGCAGAUAACGACUCUCAGACGGAGGAUGAGGUUUAUUCCACCCCAUUGAAGCGAAUCUUUACGAACCUCGAGGGCAGAGGUAUACUGCAAGAUGUGCGCACUCUCAUCCUGGACGGGGUGGCAGUGCCGGCUGAUCUGGUGGCCGAUAUCAUUUUGACGGACCGCUUCAAUGUCAAUAUCCUGUCUAUUCGCGAAUGUCGUCACCUGAACGAACGUAAACUGAUGCAGGUCAUUCAGCAUGCCGUUCGGCCCACACGCCCUCCGGGUACGCCACGGGUGAAGGGUAUCUAUCAUUUCUCUCCCGUCCACACAGACCCUCGGCCAGUGGCACGACCCCGGUAUCGAGACUGGUGGGGAACCCAGGUAGAAACACCACGGACACCCAGUCGAUCCCCAUCUGACCCUGGUCAAGAGGAUGGGGCCUCGAAAUCCUCGGUAGAGCAACAAAACGAGUGGUAUAGCGCCUCAGGGAAGCUUUUCAAGCACACUAUCGAGGAAGGCUGGGCCCAGGUGCUUAAGAAAUGUGAGGGCAUCAUUGCCUUUGAUGCCGCUCUGUGUCGUGGCCCGAGACACGAUCCCAACCUAUACGGUUCGACCACGGAGGACAGCCUAGCUGAGGUCUCGUUGCUCGGACCGGCCGUGGCCACCGUAGCCCUCGGACCUCGCGGAUGUGAUGGAUGCCACAGUUCCCCCGAAGGUCCGGCUAUAUGGAGCCAGUCCCCAGAUAUUCAAUUCCCAAUGCUUAGCCCCCCGCCACUGCACUCAUCUAGCGUUGCGGCGGCGAAACGGCCCGAGCUAAUUCCAGGCGAGCAUCCGGUCCUUAUUGCCCGCUGCACGGACUGCCUUACCAACCGUUGGUGCCAUCGGUGCAAUAAAUGGUUCUGUGGAAACUGUCUGCCAAACCCGCAGCGUGUCCGAGUAAGCCUGUCCCCGCAUCAGACUGCAGUCCACGCCAGUGCUGCUGAACUGCAAGAACGUGAGAGACUGGAACGAGGUGUUAGCAAAGACUGCUGGGAAUGUGGCCCAACUUGUGCUUCCUGUAAGCUGGAAUGUCAGCACACAUGCCAAGGCUGCCAGGGUGAUUAUUGUAUUCACCACAACGAGGGAUGCUCGAAGGCACUGUGUGAUUGGUGCAAUACCAGUGCUCGUGGCAGAAUGCGUGGCGACUUUUAUUAA